AUGAAAUAUUGGGAGAUUAAGCUAGUGGUGGUGUUGAUAGUAUACUUCUGCAUCACCCAGUUGGGAGAAGGUGGUAAACCACCAAAGUUGUAUAUAGAACCCAGUAGAGAGAACUGCCGAUAUAAUGAAACAGCGUACGUUCAAUACGCUACCAAUAAAGAAUAUUUGAAUUUGGCCAUGAUGAAUUUCAUCAAUUUACGUGAAUCCAAUACCCAAGUGGCCAACUUGGUUGUAUUAUUCAAUAAAGAAUUGAAUAUCGGGAAAUUCAAACCAAAUGCAGAAAAAUAUAAUAUCACCAUGAAUGGAGUUGACCUAUUGCAAAGAACAAAACUGAAUCAACCAGAAUGGGACGACUCAUUUACAAAGUUGUAUAUUUUCAAUCUUACCCAGUACUCGGAGAUUGUUUAUUUUGAUUCGGAUUCACUCUUGAUCAAUGCCACCACGAACAAACACGAAUUGGUAUAUCAUCCCACCAAUCUAGACGAACUCUUUGGACUCCAAGUUGAUAUUGCAAUGCCCCGAGCAUACUGGAUACAACCCUCGUCCCAGGACCUCUACCAGGCCAAAUUAGACAAUCGGGCCAAUUUCUUUGCUUCUCAUGUCAUUUACGCCCGACCAAACCCCAGAAUUUUCAAUGAAAUAAUGCGUUAUGUGAAUAACCCUUGGCUGUGGAGCUGGAACCACCGAAACCGCUUGUUCCGCCCCGAUGACUACGAUAUGGAAAUCAUUAACCGGUACCUCGAUGACCAAUGGAAAUUAAAUGGUCUUAAAAUCGGUUUACUAAACCACUCAGUCUACGGAGUGCUUUCUGGAGAAUUCAAACAGCUGGACCACUCCCGGUACUUCUCCUCCAGUCCGUCCAGUACUCGGUGGAACUCUGGUGAAAUACUACAAAAAAUCAAGCUAAUUCACUUUUCCAAUGCCCCCAUCCCCAAACCGUGGCUAUUGCACCCGGACGAAAUGGGCCCCUGGAUCUCCUGCAACCCUGCCAGCGGCAGUCUUGUCCUCGUCGACUGUGACCUCCUCCACCACUGGACCUGGAUCCACCGGGCGUUCUUCUCUCUCCAGCAAAAGCACUGGAUUAAAUAG
Molecule: messenger RNA, 1089 nt
Organism: Hyphopichia burtonii NRRL Y-1933
Lineage: Eukaryota; Fungi; Ascomycota; Pichiomycetes; Serinales; Debaryomycetaceae
Product: glucose N-acetyltransferase
Exons: 1
Coding region: 1-1089 (362 amino acids)
Molecular function (GO): glycosyltransferase activity
Source: RefSeq, a predicted model, not a curated record